GUAUUCUAAACUUAAAACUAAUGAAAAUGUUGUAGAGGUGCCUAUUAGUUGUCCUCUACUUAACGGCUUAAGUAUUUUUGCAAUGGAUAUGAAAGAACGUCGGAUCUAUUCAGGUCCUCACUCCACAUCACGCCUAAAUAUUAAUACAAUCCCAAAAGAUAUAUGUUUGUCAAAGGACUACACUAGGAAUAUGUCAGAAGGAAAAGCUCUCGUAUUUGUAUCUAUAUGUGAGGUAGUCAACUCCGUCAAACUGAUAAUAACUUACGAUGGUCCACCUACUGUUACUUACAGAACUCCAGCUUUUCGUAUAAUAGGAAACAUUACAAUUGGACAUUUUGGUGACCUUCGAUUUAGUGGUGAUGGAAAGGAAAUUGACUCACAUAUCAAUUCUUUUAUACGAUUCGCAAUCAAUGAUGUUAAUAAUGGUAUUAUUGUCCCAGAAUUAAGAAAGAAAGGAUUGAAAUUAUAUUUGAAGUCGUAUAAUAUUCCAAACGAAAAAUCUGCAACCUAUAGAAAACUUGGGGAUUUGGAAACUAUUUCAACUAAUAUUCAUUUGGUUAUAAGUUCCAUUCCAGGAAAUGUUGCUAAUGUUUUUAGUCCGUUCAUAGUGAAGUUUAGGAUACCUUAUAUUUCGACGAUCGAUUCUACCAGAGAAUACAUCGAUAAAGAUAUAUACCCAUUGUAUAAUAGUAUAAGUUGGUCAGAGGAGGCGUUCUAUAAUUCAGUGUUUCAAUGUGCUAAAGAUAGGUUUUGGACUGACGUUGUAAUCCUUCGAUAUCACGAUAUUAAUUUAACUGGUUUAUUCUAUUCUGUGGCUAUCAAAUACAAAAUUAACUUACGCAAUGAAUUUGUCUUUGGGGCAGUAAAAGAUUUAAAACCGAAGAACUUGUAUGACAGGAAGCUGAAAUCAUCGUUGGAAGCAGUGAAAAGAACUAACUUGAAAGUAAUCUUUCUGUUUGCUCCAUUCCAUAUACAGCCAAUCGUCUUUCGAGAAGCCUAUCUUAUGAACCUUUCUUCUCUGCAUGGAUUCCAAUGGAUUUUAAUGAGAAAAUACGCGCGAGAGUUUCCAUUUGAGAACCAUUCGGUUUGUAACAAAAAAUUAGAAUGCACAUUAGCUUUUACUGGAACCUACCUCUUUGAUUCGACCUACAAUGUAUCGGGUUACCAAACAGAUAGUUGGAAACGAGUUCUUAAUUAUUAUUUUAAAGAAGACCGUGUACUUUACAAAGGUGGAAGAGUUCGUUAUAGAUCCUUUGAAAUAGGAGCGUUAAUGGGAUUGGGUUAUGACGCCGUGCACCUUUACGCUAAAGCGUUAGCCAUACUUCUCAAUAAACAACUAACACUUAACGGUGCGAAGGUUAAUUGGCUCAUGCGCAAGAUAACUAUACAUGGACUAACAGAUAAAGUAUCUUUAAAUGCAUACGGUGAUAGAAUUGGUUAUUUCGGUUAUCUGGCCCAAGUUAACCCAAUCCCACGUUGGCCAUAUUUGCCGAAAUCUAAAAUUAUAACUUACGUAAAGUGUAUUAAGAGAUCGGAAGACGGUAUUCAAUUAGAAAUACCUUACGAAUCGAAAAUACUUCCUCACAAUAAAACUGCGGCACUGGUAGCAUUUCCUGUCGGUAAGGUACAUAACACUAGACAAUACAUAUCUUUAUCGGGGAUGGUUAGUCUCAAUACACAAAAAAUGAUGCCAAAAGAGGGUGAAGAUUGGCCGCCAACCAUUUUUAUUCGGACAGAAAGUAUAGUUCCACCAUAUUAUUGCGUUCAUGCGUGUGGUGAAAAGUUAAAAGACCCCGGUAAUAUUAAUGUUUUUGAUGGAGGAAUAUGUCGUCCAGAUGACAAAUGCGAAUGCUUUGAAGGAUUCGAAGGGAAGCAUUGUCACACUGUUCAGUGCCAUUGUUUACACGGCCUUUGCACUAUUGAAGGUUCUUGCAUAUGUAAUCCUGGUUAUACAGGUCCCUCUUGUGGUGCAGCAAUUUGUGAGGAUUGUAAUUUUGGUGUAUGUGUAAAACCAGGUGUAUGUGAAUGCACUACUAUAGUAUAUUUCGGUGAAAAUUGUGCUAUUCAUAUUUCAUCCAUCAUUGUUCCAAUAUUAUUUGCAGCACUUAUUCUCAUUGGUAUCUUUUAUGUCGUGGCAGGAAUAACUAGCUCGAAGACGAAAAGUAUAAUCUAUCAAGACUGGAUGAUUGAUUGGGACAACGUUACUGUACCUGAAAAAUUAGGUAUGGUAGGACAAUCCAAGGGAAUAAUUAACAAAACGGUUGCAGCUUAUAGAUGGGACAAUGAGAACUGGUAUGUGAAAAAGAUUAAUAGUAAGACAAUUCCUCCUGAUGAUAAAAAGAUUAUUUCAGACAUGGUCAAGUUAACUAAAACUAGACAUUAUAAUCUGAUUCGAUACGGUGGAUGCUGUUUGACUUAUCCUAACGUCAGUUUGUUCAUGGAAAUUGCUGACAAGGGGAGUAUAGCGGAUGUACUUGCCAAUGAAACAUUUGAGAUCGGAUGGGAAUUUGGAUUUUCAUUUUUAAAAGAUAUAUGUUGCGGAAUGGAAUAUUUGCAUGACAAAUCUGAAAUCAAAAGCCAUGGACGUCUGAAAUCUUCCAACUGCUUGGUUGAUAAGCGCUGGACUGUACGUCUGUCAGGAUUUGGUGCACCGUCUCUUCGUUAUGGCAGCUACAGAAUCCCAGAGUCUGAAGAAAUGUCUGAUUUAAAAGAUCUUUUUUGGACCGCACCCGAACUACUGAGGGAUAACACAAAUCUCGAUGGAGUAAAGUCGGGCACACCGCAAGGAGAUGUCUAUUCAUUUGCUAUCAUUGCGUGUGAAAUUGUGACGAAGGUAAAACCAUACCAUUACGAACUGAAACAUUUAAGUGAAAAAAGCAUUUUAGAUCUCAUUAAAGAUUCACAUUCACGGGCCAAUAAAGAAAUACGACGUGUAUGGGAGAGUAUUGGUGGAGGUAAAAUGAUUUUUACAAGACCAAUUUUAAGUGAAGAUUUAUUACCAAACAGUAAUCUAUCUAAGAAGCUGUUUAAAAAAAUGCUCGAAGAGUCUUGGAAUGAGAAGGAAUCUUCACGACCGACUUUUAAUAAGCUUAGCAUCAUUCUAAAUCAAAUGUACCCCAUAAAAGGAGAACUUAUAGAUAAAUUAAUCCACCUCUUGGAAACUUAUUCCAAUAAUUUAGAAAUGGUUGUAAUAGAAAGAACCAGAGAACUAGAAGAAAAAAAAGCUAAAGCUGAGCAGCUAUUGGGCCAGAUGUUGCCCCCGAAAGUAGCUUGUGAACUGAAACAAGUUGGUGAAGUGAUACCGGAAUUAUUCGAAAAUGCCACGGUAUUCUUCAGUGAUAUCGUGAAUUUUGGCCGAAUAUGUAAAGAAAGUAAACCAAUGGAAAUCGUUGAUUUUUUAAAUGAAGUUUAUAAAUUAUUUGACUCAGUGGUGGACGGCUAUGAUGUUUAUAAAGUGGAAUCCAUCAGCGAUUCCUACAUGGUAGUUAGUGGUAUUCCAGAAAAGAAUGGUGAUCGCCAUGCAGGAGAAAUUGCAACAAUGGCUUUAGAUCUGAUGUCAUAUGUUACUCUACUCCAUGUUCCCAACACGGAAAGUAAUGUGCUACAAUUACGAAUUGGAAUGCAUUCCGGCCCGGUAGUAAGUGGCGUGGUGGGGAAACUAUUGCCUAGAUUUUGUCUAUUCGGAGACACCGUCAACACAGCUUCCAGAAUGCAGUCUAGUUCUUAUGCCUUACACAUUCAAGUGAGCGAGAAUACUGCAGCAAUUCUUGAUUCUUUAGGCGGUUAUAAAUUAGAAUGUAGAGGGGAAAGAGAAGUAAGAGGUCGCGGAUUAAUGACAACGUACUGGUUGUGGGGUAAGGACACAUUUAUGAAAGAAUUCCCUGAUAUAUCCCUGGGAGUCCCUCUCUCACAACACAAAUUCAAAUAAAGCCACCAGUGCAUAAAUUUAUCUAUAAAACACCAUACAUAUUGUAGUAUGUGUUUAUGUAUGUAUGUAUGUAUGUAUGUA
Molecule: messenger RNA, 4009 nt
Organism: Octopus sinensis (East Asian common octopus)
Lineage: Eukaryota; Metazoa; Mollusca; Cephalopoda; Octopoda; Octopodidae
Exons: 1
Coding region: 83-3928 (1281 amino acids)
Biological process (GO): protein phosphorylation; cGMP biosynthetic process; receptor guanylyl cyclase signaling pathway
Molecular function (GO): ATP binding; guanylate cyclase activity; peptide receptor activity
Source: RefSeq, a predicted model, not a curated record